GCUGCCGCCCCCGCCUCCCCCCUCGGCGCCUGUGGCCCGGCCGCGGCCGUGCCCUCCUGGUCCCCUCACCCUCACACACACAGGCCGGGCAUUGAUGGUAAUGUAUGCGAGGAAACAGCAGAGACUCAGUGAUGGCUGUCACGACCGCAGGGGGGACUCGCAGCCCUACCAGGCUCUUAAAUACUCAUCCAAGAGUCACCCCAGUGGUGGUGAUCACCGUCAUGACAAGAUGCGAGACACCACAGAUCCUUCACCGCCAAAUAAAAUGCUGCGGCGCUCUGACAGCCCUGAAAACAAAUACGGUGACAACACAGGGCACAGUAAAGCAAAAAGUGUGCAUACUCACAGAGUUAGAGAGAGGGAUGGUGGGACCAGUUACUCUCCACAAGAAAAUUCACACAACCACAGUGCUCUUCAUAGUUCAAAUUCACAUUCUUCUAAUCCCAGCAAUAAUCCAAGCAAAACUUCUGAUGCAGCUUACGAUUCUGCGGAUGAUUGGUCUGAGCACAUCAGCUCUUCAGGCAAAAAAUACUACUACAACUGCCGAACAGAAGUUUCACAGUGGGAAAAACCAAAAGAGUGGCUGGAAAGAGAGCAGAGACAAAAAGAAGCAAGCAAAAUGUCAGUUAACAGUUUUCCAAAAGAUAGGGAUUACAGAAGAGAGGUGAUGCAGGCGACAGCUGCCAGUGGGUUUGCCAGUGGAAUGGAAGACAAGCAUUCCAGUGACACCAGCAGUAUGCUCCCACAGAAUAUUUUAUCUCAAACAAGCAGGCACAAUGACAGAGACUACAGACUGCCAAGAGCAGAGACUCACAGUAGUUCUACUCCAGUACAGCAUCCCAUCAAACCAGUGGUUCAUUCAACUGCUACCCCAAGCACUGUUCCUCCUAGUCCAUUUUCUCUACAAUCUGAUCACCAGCCAAAGAAAUCCUUUGAUGCUAAUGGAGCAUCUACUUUAUCAAAACUGUCUACAUCCACAUCUUCCAUCCCUGCACAGAAAACAGAGAGAAAAGGUAUGUCUGAUGAAAUUCCCUCUAGUAUUAAAGAUGAUGCAUUGCAUUACUUUGCUUAUUUGAAGUAUGUUAGUACUAGAAUUUAAAGAUUUUUUUUUCCUGUUUGAUUGUAUGUGUUUAGAACUUGAUUACUGGUUUUAAGUGUUUACUUUCCCCUAAACCCCGUCUGCUAUAUCUUAUACAACUUCAAAUUGACACUGCGAUAUUUACUAUUUACUGGCUUAUUCUGCAAAUUAACAUUUCAAAUUGUAAUUGAAAAGAUGUAUUUUCGUAGAACGUAUUUUAAUUCUCGUCUUCUCUCUUGUUGUUUUGUAUCUUUGCCAUUUGGGUUGUAAUGUUACACAGUUUGAAAGUCAUUUUGGACCAUUAUGUUUUAUGAACUGCUAUUACUGUUUGGAAUGCCAGUGUCAAACCUUUCAAGCACAAUUCUUAAAGAAAGCAAGAGUUUUCUACAUGUUUGUACGAGCUAAUCUUUUUUGAUCUGUAUCUUGAGAAAUACUGGAUCUUCAGUUCUAAAUCUGCUGAUAGUAUAUGUUAGUAUGUGUUUCUGUUACCUGAUAAUACCUGUUAGAUACAGUUAGAAUCAAGCAAAGUUAGGACUUCACUGUGCAUUGUUUGUGACCUUUCAGACCUGUCUUUUAGUUGGAUUUAAUUCAUUAUUAGGGAUGAAGAGCUCAAGAAGAUUGUGAGAAUGUGUGUCAUUAAUGAUAGUUUGUUACUUUGGUGUAGUUGAGUUUGAGAGAGUGGUAUUGUGUAAGAAAAUCCUAUUUUGAGGGCUUUGGGAAGGAGAAAAAUAACUUUUAACAAUCAUGUUGAGUUUUAAUUUUAAAUAUUGUAUAAUUAAUAUGUAAUUGAAUUCUUUUUUGAGAGAGAGUUUUUUGCCUUGUCCAUACUUGCAAGUUGGCCUAGUUAAAUAGUUUUAAAAAGAAAACCAAAACCGACUCUAGUCUGACACUGGUCUUGUACUCUGUUUUUGAGUCUUCCACUUCUGUUUAUUAAAGAGUUCCAACUUGUACACAGACUUAAGAACAGCAAGCCACGUAAAAUAUUCAAACAGUAGCGUACACCGACAAAUACUGUAAGACAGUUGUGCAUGUAAAGAAAUUUUUGUUUUUUUCUUGACACUUUGUACAAUUUUUACAUAACCCGGGUCAUGAAUACUGACUGUAAACGACAGAGGAACAGGUUAUUUUCAGCAAGCACAGUAAAGCACGAAGUAAGGUGUGCUAGUUCAAGCAUGGUUCUUGUACUGAGUGCGGUAGUUACCUGCUUCAUGUAAGCCUCUAUUUUCUGAUUGCAGUUUGAAGCACUUGUACACAUUACAGCGCAAAACGUCCACGUCAAGUAUUCUUUCCUUUAGUGUAUCUACUGCAUUUCCCUUUCUAUAUUUAAAAUACACUUAAACCCCCUCUUAUUAUUAUUCAGUUCUGGCAUGUUCUUGAUUCCUCUUUGGUGUGUGAUCAGAUUUCAUACUGGGUAUUCUUUCGCUGCUUUACUGCACAUCUGCAUUAAUUGACCAGCUGACUUACAGCAAUUGAAGGAACUUCCCAUUCUGACAACUGCUACAGAUGUUGGCAGAGAGUUCUAAUACUUCUUACAAACGACAUGAAUUGGAGAACAUACACCUGGGUAUAAUAUUGAAAACAAUCACACGGGGCAGUCUUGAUGCUGUCAAUCUUACUUUAGAAUCCAUAUUACCAUGAAUGGUUCCAUAUUAAAUCAUUCACUGAAUUUCUGUAUUCUUAGAUAGAUUUUUGUUAAUGUUAUAUGGGUUAAAUGAAUAGAUUCUCUGUAAUAAUCUUGCCUCAUUGAUCUAUUUUAUGGCACUCGAUUGUGAGCAAAUAUUGUACUUAUUUCGGAAAAAGAAUUACAAGAAAAGGAUUACAGAAAGUUAGUAAAUAAUUGAAGAAUUAGACUAGAUGAAUGUUGGGCUUGAAAUUCUUACUCUAGAAAAUGUGAGUUUUUGCGUAUUUCUUUAGCUC
Molecule: messenger RNA, 2995 nt
Organism: Hirundo rustica (Barn swallow)
Lineage: Eukaryota; Metazoa; Chordata; Aves; Passeriformes; Hirundinidae
Gene: WAC
Product: WW domain containing adaptor with coiled-coil
Exons: 7
Coding region: 95-1099 (334 amino acids)
Biological process (GO): regulation of autophagy; positive regulation of TORC1 signaling
Cellular component (GO): nucleus
Molecular function (GO): RNA polymerase II complex binding; chromatin binding
Source: RefSeq, a predicted model, not a curated record